Xiphias gladius (swordfish) is the source of this 1783-nucleotide messenger RNA. Its product is annotated as protein arginine N-methyltransferase 8-B-like. Lineage: Eukaryota; Metazoa; Chordata; Actinopteri; Istiophoriformes; Xiphiidae. Gene Ontology annotation, cellular component: plasma membrane. The transcript is spliced from 10 exons. Gene Ontology annotation, molecular function: protein-arginine N-methyltransferase activity. The record is from RefSeq and is a predicted model, not a curated record. Bases 10 to 1227 code for a protein of 405 amino acids. Gene Ontology annotation, biological process: peptidyl-arginine methylation.
CCUGCUCUCAUGGGACUGAGGCAUUCGUCGCGUUGUUUGCUGCUACGGCGGAAGAUGGCGGAGGCGGACAGCUCGGAGCGGCAACAGACUGUCACGUCCCCCCUCUCUCAGUCUGCGCAGCCCUCCCCACUGCCCAAGCCUGUGCCUACUACCCACCAUGUGCCCUGCAUCCCCCACACGCCUCAUGUAGCAGCCCUGUCCACCUGUCCGGGUCGAGGCAAGAUUGCCAAGUUCAUCAGCCCGGAGGAAAUGACAUCACGGGACUACUACUUUGACUCCUAUGCCCACUUUGGCAUCCAUGAGGAGAUGCUGAAAGACGAGGUGCGGACGCUGACCUACCGGAACGCUAUGUACCACAACAAGCAUGUGUUCAAGGAUAAAGUUGUCCUGGAUGUCGGUAGCGGAACGGGGAUCCUCUCUAUGUUUGCCGCCAAUGCCGGCGCCAGACACGUGUACGGGAUAGAAUGUUCAAGUAUAUCCGAAUAUUCAGAGAAGAUCAUCAAGUCGAAUCACCUACACAAUGUCAUUACCAUCUUCAAGGGCAAGGUGGAGGAGGUGGAGCUUCCUGUGGAGAAGGUGGACAUUAUCAUCUCUGAGUGGAUGGGUUACUGCCUCUUCUACGAGUCCAUGCUCAACACCGUCAUUUUUGCCAGGGACAAAUGGCUGAAACCUGGCGGCCUGAUGUUCCCUGACAGAGCUGCUCUCUACGUGGUAGCCAUUGAAGACAGGCAGUACAAGGACUUCAAGAUUCAUUGGUGGGAAAACGUGUACGGGUUCGACAUGAGCUGCAUUCGCAAUGUGGCCAUCAAAGAGCCUCUGGUGGACGUGGUAGAUCCCAAGCAGGUGGUGACCAACGCCUGCCUCCUAAAGGAAGUGGACAUCUACACUGUGAAGCCAGAGGACCUGUCCUUCAACUCAGCCUUCUGUCUGCAGAUCCAACGCAACGAUUACGUCCAUGCCCUGGUCACCUAUUUCAACAUCGAGUUCACCAAGUGUCACAAGAAGACUGGCUUUUCCACUGCUCCAGAUGCUCCCAGCACACACUGGAAGCAGACAGUGUUUUACUUAGAGGACUACUUAACUGUCAAGAAAGGAGAGGAGAUCUUUGGCAGUAUUGCUGUCAGGCCCAAUGAGAAGAAUGUGCGUGACCUGGAGUUCACCCUCGAGCUAGACUUUAAAGGGCAACUAUGUGAGGCCGCCAUUUCCCACGACUAUAAGAUGCGUUAGGAACAACAACUAUUGCCCUGGUGUGGACCUUCCCCCAGCCCCUCUGGACACACCUCGAGAGGGGGAGGGCACAAGCUCUCCAACAAGAAUUCCAGUCGGCCAGCGAGGGGGGCGACCCGACGCAUCUGAUUGGAUGCCAUUAUGCCAGCACCUAAGUGAUGUCACCAGAAUAGGCAAGUAUCUAUCAGCAAUAGUGCCAUCACGUGUACCAACCUGAUCGACUCGGACACAUGGUUGAAUGUAACCUCCCAAAUGAACUUGAUGUUUUUUCCUCUCAGUGGUUUCUGGGAUUUUAAUUAUUUUGAGUAUAAAAUAAAAAGGAUUUACGAAUCUUUAUAUCGUUAGUGCAGCUAAUUGAAAAGUAUUGAUCUGUGUGAUGUUGAGAAGGUAACAGCAAAGUCAUUAACGGAUUUUCCAGAAGUCAUUUGUUAAGAUUUAUGAUUUAUGCACUGUAUAAUUGUAUUGAAGUUACAGUAAUCAAUUGUUUGAUUUCAUAAUUCAUUUUGCAUGUGAAAGUGUUUUGCUUCCUUGAUUUCAGAAAGAUGAAAUGUAAUUU